Lutzomyia longipalpis is the source of this 4820-nucleotide messenger RNA. RefSeq names its product equilibrative nucleoside transporter 1 (gene Ent2). The coding region runs from base 315 to 1835 and encodes 506 amino acids. Gene Ontology annotation, cellular component: plasma membrane. The transcript has 11 exons. Gene Ontology annotation, molecular function: nucleoside transmembrane transporter activity. Gene Ontology annotation, biological process: nucleoside transmembrane transport. The record is from RefSeq and is a predicted model, not a curated record. Lineage: Eukaryota; Metazoa; Arthropoda; Insecta; Diptera; Psychodidae.
AUAUUAGUCUCGCUUUGCUACUGAAACUCGCAAUAUAUGUGCGAGGGAAGAAGAGUCUUUUCUAACGCGCGCACUUGAAAUCUUUGGGAUUUUUCCUCACUAAUUUCAUUCAAUUAAACGGCAAAUGUUAAUUUGUCUAUCGUGCAUCGCUGUAAAAAGUAAUUAUUUCAUUGUUUCUAAUGCUCAAAAUAGGACCAAAAAUAGAAAAAACGAGCUUAGUUGAAGAGAAGACUGUGAACACUUUUGUGAAGUUGGUCGUGUGAAUAGAGUUGGAAAAUUAUUUCUGCACGAGAAGGGAGGUAUAGUCCAUUAAAAUGCAGAAAAUGCCACGAAAAGAAGAACAGUCUCUGCUGGGGGGACAGAGAACAAAUGGAGGCGCAACAAUUGUUCCAAACCAAACCGUCAGGGAAAUUGGAUAUUAUAUCGUGCGCGAAUUAAAUGGCGGCAGUGGAGAAAUAGAAAGAACACCAUUUAUCACGCACAAUGAGCCAGUUCGUUUAACACCCGCCUGGGAGGAAAGCAAUUUGCCAAAUGAUGAGUUAAAUUUUAAAGGAAUGACAAUGGAACGCGCCACAAUGGAGAUUAAUCCGCCAAACGACAGAUGUUAUUUAGUAUUUCUAACGCUUGUUCUUCAUGGUAUUGGUACCUUAAUGCCUUGGAAUAUGUUUAUCACUGCCAAAUCGUAUUUUGUGUCUUAUAAAAUGUCAGAGGAUUAUACGGGAAUGCAGUCGGAUUAUGCUUCAAAUUUCUUAGCAUACCUCGGCUUUGCUGCUCAAAUACCAAAUUUACUCUUCAACUGGAUUAAUAUUUUUAUCAGAGUUGGGGGUAAUUUAACGGCACGCAUCGUAUGGAGUAUAUGUAUAGAGGUGAUUAUCUUCGUUCUCACUGUUGCUCUUGCCAUGAUUGAUUCUUCGGCAUGGCCCGGUGCCUUCUUUUGGAUAACAAUGGUGUCUGUUGUUGUGCUCAAUAUGGCUGGUGGUGUUUAUCAGAACACAAUCUACGGAAUUGCAGCAAAGCUUCCGAUAAAGUAUACGGGAGCUGUUGUUCUUGGAUCAAAUAUCAGUGGCACAUUCACAGCCAUUAUCUCAAUAUUGAGUGAGAAUUUCGCAUCAUCCCCUCGAACAGCAGCUAUUUAUUACUUCAUCGCUGCAAUGUUCAUCCUUUUACUUUGCUUCGACACGUAUUUUGCAUUACCACUCAAUAAAUUCUACAGAUAUCAUGAAAUGCUGAAGGAGAAGGAAGAAGAAAAAAGUAAAAUAUCAGGCGUGGAUGUAAAUGCACGACCGCCUUACUUUAAAAUCUUCCGACAGUGUUUCCCUCAGCUAUUUAAUGUCUUUUUCGUCUUCUUCGUCACCUUGGCCGUCUUCCCAGCCAUCCAUUCGGACAUUAAGCCAAGUGAUAGUAAUUUUAUCAUCUCCGACAAGUACUUUGUUAGCGUUACAUGUUUCCUCACAUUCAAUCUCUGUGCAAUGCUGGGAAGCUUGAUAACCUCAUGGAUUAAUUGGCCAAGUCCAAGAUUCCUCGUGAUUCCUGUUGUAUUGCGAGCUGCCUUCCUUCCCUUGUUCCUCUUCUGCAACUAUCGCCCACUCGGAAUUGAGCGAAUCCUGCCGGUAUUUAUCACAAAUGAUUGGGUUUACUGGUCCAUUGCUGUUGUCAUGUCUUUCAGUUCGGGUUAUUUGAGUUCUUUGGGGAUGAUGUACACGUCUAAAUAUGUUGAACCCCGGUAUGCGGUAACAGCUGGAAUGUUUGCCGCUGCAAUGUUGAUAACAGGAAUUUUCUCGGGUAUUCUCUUCUCAAUGGUAUUCCCUAUCAUUGUUGAGAGAAUUUCAUGGUAAUUGAAGCAUUUUCGGCAUUUUCUUCUUGCAUCCAAACAAAAUGUAAGUUCAUCAUACAAACUUCCAUUACCUAUAUACAUUUUAGUAGGAAUUUCAUAAAAUAGACAGAGUGCAGAAUAGGAAAAAAAAAUCCAAUAUUGUGACACAAAUCAUAACUAUUAAAUAGAAUUUUUAAAUCAUUAAUCAAAGUAAAAAGAAAAAAAUAUUAUAUUCUGAGAUCUUUAAUCAAGAAUUAAGAUUGUUAAUUUUAUUCAUUCACCUCAAGGAAUUCUACUAAAGACAAGAUAAUAAAUGUUUCGCUUGCGAGAGAUUAUUAAGAAAGAAUGAUAAUGGUACGCAGAGACCAAGUUAAUCCAUUUUGUAAAAAAAAAAUAAAUAAUCUAAAUAACUUUUAAAACUAUUUAGAUAGACAAAUAUUAAGUCCAAAAAAAAACGCGCAAAAUGUUUCCUUUUUUUAAAGUUUUAUUUAAAAUUUUGAAGCUAUGUUUUUAAGGAGAUUUUCUUCACUUUAUAAAAGUUUUUUUCUUUUAAAAUUGUAAAUCACUUUUUUUAUUUAUUAGAGCGCACUCAAUUUUAUCUAAUUUUUACAUAUUUUAUUUUGUGAUUAUUUUUAAAAUUGUGUUUUAAUUUUUACUUUUUGAUUAAUAAAUAUAAUUUGCAAACAAAAUUGCAAAGACAAAAGGCUCGAAAAUCAGUACAAUUUUCUCUAUUAUAGUAGUUGAAAGAAAAAAACAUACAAGAUGUGAAAAGAGAAAGAUGAGAAAAUACUUUAUUUGACCAAUAUUUAUUGAACAAUAGCAGAAACUACAUAAAAUAAAAACCAUAAGAGGUCUAUUAUGCAAACUACACAAUCAUAUUUAUCAACAUUUUGUAAAUAAAUCCGAUUUUAGAAAAUAAAUAUAUACAUUUUAUAUAUAAAAAUAUGGUGGAUACAGUGAAGUGCAAAAUAAUGGGCACAAAGAGAGGGAAAGGGAGAAAAUAAAAAGAUGCUUUGUGUUUUUGUGCUUUUGGCUUCAUUGAUUAGUUGAAUAUGGGGAAGUAAAGAAUUUAAUUUUGCCUGAAAAUUGAACCUACUUUUGGUUGUAAGAUAUUGCUUUAAAAGGAAAACUUUUAGUCCUGAUGAAAGACCAAAAUUUGUCCGAAACGUCGUCAAUAAUAAGGUGAUCUGCAAUAAAUUAAAUUUUUUAAGAAAAUCUUCGAAAAAAUCAUAGCUAAAAACAAAACAAAAACUGAAGAACUUUCGAAGAUAAACCCAAAGAUUAAAACUAGAUUCUUCAGCUGAAAAGAUUUUAAACUAAACUUGAUUUCUAGCCUACAAAACAUCUAAGAAUGUUGGCAAUUGGUUAAUUGAUGACAGUGGACUUCAUAAAUCAGGUGAAAUAACUGAUCCUUUGUAUUUUUCCUGAUUAUUUUACAGAUUUUUCAUUUUUUUUGGUUUAUUGACUGAACAACAUGAAUAAACUCCUUUUCAUCACUUAAUUUUUAGACUUCUGCAAAGAACAAAGUCUGAGAAACGAGAAAUUUAAAAACAUAAAUUGUAGAAAAAAAGAGUGAUAAAGACAGUGUAAAAUGCAAAAUUCCAAAGAUAGAAUUUUGAAUAAUUUUUUUUAGAAAGGAGUCUCUUCACUUUUGUUUGUGUCAUAAACCGCAAAGAAAGAAAACUUGUACAGCCACAGCAUUCAAAACACUUUAAAAGAAAAAUUUUUAUGCUUCAUAUCUGAUAAAUUUAUCUAAAAAGGACAAGACCACGCCCCUUUGUAUCCAAUUAUCCCCUUGAUAAUAUGAAGCAUAUAUGAUUCAGGGCUUCAAUUCAAAGCUAUUUUAAAAAAACUGAUCGUAUUUUUUAUAUUCAACAUGCUUUUGAGAUUUUAAUUUCCUGGAAAAAAUUGGUUAGUCAUCAACAUGUGCUUGACGUUUUUUUGUACAUCACUGUAUCCAUUCACUGAUAAAUUAAAAGACUUCUCAAAAAUGCUUCAAUAAUAUGGCAGAAAACCACAUUUCUUCUUAUGAAUAUUGAAAAAAAAAAAAUCUCAAAGAAUUAUUACCUUGUUAUUCUGCGUGUGGUUUCAUUUGAAAUGAUUCACGCGCUUUGGGACAGUAGCAUUGAAGCAGAAAAUGUAUGAGGUUUGGUAGAUUUUUCACAUUUUCCGCUUCUUUUUCAAGUUUUUCAUUCUUCAUAUUUUUUUUUCAAUUUGUGACCAGAAGGUAGAUUAAUAUAAAAAUAGAAUAUUUAUCUAAUAACUAAAUACAUAAAUAGUAAUUCCAAAAUGUAAUAAUUCCUGGAAUAUGAUAUGAUAAAAAAUGAAAAUACCUCUCCCUUUGUACUUGCUUAUUGACAUUUUUCUACUGAAACUUUUGACUCAACUUUUUUACACAAAACAAUGCAUUUUAAAAAGAAAAUAUUGGUAAAAAGAAGAUGAGAAGAAUAAAGUGCGUAGGCGAAGGAGCUUGCAUAAAGAUCGUAUAUCGACAAUAAUUGUAUAACAAUAAUAUUUGUAAAUUGGCGCGAAGAGUGUGAAGAUGCCGCAGAGAUGGAGAAUUUUUUUUCUUUUUUUUUGUAUAAUUUUGUAAUCAAACCAAAAUUUUUAAAGAGGCGUUUUUUGAAUAAAAUAAAAUGAAAAGAAAAACACGUUGCUUAAAGGAAUUAAAAUGAAAUGCCUGGAAUUUUUAUAUUGAAAAAAUGCUAUUAGUGAGGAAAUUAUUACUUUGCAAGAAUAGGUUAACAUUUAAUGUAGUAGACAAUUAGUUAAUGAUUAAUGUUCUAUUUUUUCUGUAGCUAAAUAGUUGUCUUUUUAAUUUUAAAAAUUCAUUAAAAAUAUUAUAAUAAUUUUUAAUCAUAUAAAUAAUACAUUUUUUUGUAAUAAUUUGUAGUUUUUAUAUUGUAAAAUUGUGAAGAAAAAGUGUCGAAAAAAAACUAAAUAAUUUAUUACGGAAAAUUGUAAAGAAAAGAACAAAAUACACGAAAAAAGAAAAUCAGUCUAUAAA